Melospiza georgiana is the source of this 2691-nucleotide messenger RNA. RefSeq names its product protein kinase domain containing, cytoplasmic (gene PKDCC). The coding region runs from base 97 to 1593 and encodes 498 amino acids. The transcript is spliced from 7 exons. Gene Ontology annotation, biological process: protein phosphorylation. The record is from RefSeq and is a predicted model, not a curated record. Gene Ontology annotation, molecular function: ATP binding; non-membrane spanning protein tyrosine kinase activity. Lineage: Eukaryota; Metazoa; Chordata; Aves; Passeriformes; Passerellidae.
AAAAAAAAAAAAAAAAAAAGCCUCGGAGCUGGUUCCCGGGGAAGGGGCGAGAGGAGAGAAGCCCGAAAGGCUGGACAAGCCGUCAGCGAAGUGGCGAUGAGGCGCAGGAAGACGGCGGUGGCGGCCGGCUGCUGCCUCGCCUUCCUCCUGGGCACCCUGCUCAACCUCCUCUUCAUCCCCGGCGGCCCCGAGCACCCGCCGCCGCCCCGCGAGGAGCUGCCGCCCCCCUCCCCGCCCGGCGCCCCCCUCUACCCGCCGGAGGAGGAGAUCGGCGGCGGCCAGGCCGCCCUGGCGCGGCAGAUCCGCGAGCGCUACGAGGAGGUGCUGCGCUACCGGCAGCACCGGGCGGCGGCGGGGCGGCGGCCGCUGCGGCCGCGGGAGCGGCGCCUGAUGGACCUGGCGCCGCCGCGCACCUCGGCGGAGCAGCCGCGGCCGCCGGGACCGCGGGGCCGAGCGGCGGCGGGGCCGUGGGCCGAGCUCUCGCUGGAGCCGCCGCUGCUGGGCUGCCGCGACAUCCGCGAUGUCAGCGGCGUGCAGUACCUGGGCUCGGGCUACACCAAGGCGGUCUACAAGGCGGUGCUCAACCGCACGCUGGCCGUGGCCCUGAAGGCGGUGGACUUCGGCGGGCACGACAUCGCCCACUGCGUGCGGCAGUUCUCCGCCCUGGGUGACUGCUACCGCCUCGCCGCCUACAAGAUCGUCAAGGAGAUGAUCCUGCUGCAGCGGCUGCGCCACGCCAAUGUCCUGCAGCUCUAUGGCUAUUGCUACCAAGACAGCAAUGACAUCCCAGACACACUGACCACCAUCACUGAACUGGGCUCGCCUUUGGAGAUGAUUCAGCUUUUACAGACUUCCUGGGAAGACAGAUUUCGGAUCUGUCUCAGCUUAGUUCGGCUUCUGCAUUACUUGGCUCACUCUCCUCUUGGCUCGGUGACAUUACUGGAUUUUCGCCCUCGGCAGUUUGUGAUCGUGGAUGGGGAGCUGAAGGUGACAGAUCUGGAUGAUGCCAGUGUUGAGGAGAGCUCUUGCACCAGUAACAGUGACUGCUUCAUGGAAUUCCCUGCGAGAAACUUCACCCUGCCCUGCUCAGUUGAGGGACGGUGUCAGAGCAUGAAUGAAAAGAGGAAUCUCUACAAUGCCUACAGGUUUUUUUUUACCUAUCUUCUUCCACACAGUGCUCCAUCCUCACUGAGACCAUUGCUGGAUAAGAUAGUCAAUGCAACAGGAGAACUGCACUGGGGAAUAGAUGAGACAGCUGCUCAGCUGGAGAGAGUUUUGGAUCUGUAUAAGAGUGGGGAGUACCUGCAGAACACAACCCGGGUGCCGAAAGCUGAGUACAGACGGGUGCCUGAAGCCUUUAUUCCUGAUGAGAACUACAGAUGCUGGCCAUCCUACCAUCACAAGGGCUGCCUCCUCUCCGUGUUUGAUGUCAACGAAGCCAUUGAGAUCUGUGACAGCUACUCCCAGUGCAAAGCUUUCGUCCUGACUAACCAGACAACUUGGACAGGUCGGCAGCUUGUCUUCUUCAAGAUGGCCUCAAAUCAUAUUGUGCCUGAUCCUGACAAGAUAACAUAUGUGAAGGUGACAGACUGACACCUAAAGUGGCUCAGUCUGACACGUGAGUGAUAAGGGCUGUUUGUGUAUAAAUAUAGGCAGCUGUUAGGUAGAAGGCGGCUGUGAACGGAGAAUAAUUGCACUAUUACUCAUUCUAAUCUAUAGAGUGCUAAAGGAAACUUUAAAGAAAUAACCUGCAUGACCAGGAUGAAUGUGCAAUAAAACAAGAUUUUGAAAAUGUGAUUUAAAAACAAAGCAAAACAACCCAAAGCAAAGUACAAGAGAUGAUACACUGUUAGAGUAUAAUUUUGGUUAUAAAUCAGCUGGCAGCUCUGGCUUUUCUAAGCAAGGUUAGCAUAACAUUUCUGACCUAUACAUGUGUGUCCAGGGAUGAAAGCUGAUCAUUUCUCUGGGUAGCCUGUAUCCUCCACACUGGUAUUUAUUUGGGCACGUACAAUCACAACAGAGGAACUGAAGCGUAUCAGUUUGUCUGCUGAAUAGCAAACGUUGCUGAGGACAAUCAGCAUUUGUGUUCAAGCUAUGGGAUAUGCAAUGCCGGCAUAUUUGUCAAACGGAAGGAAUUGCUUAUGUUUAGAAUUGCAAGACUGCAACUAAUUUUCAUUUUUGCUUCCAAUGUUAUCAUAAAGUUUCAUUUUUAAUUUGAAAGGGCCAUUUUGUGGAUCUAGCAAAUCACAUAAGCAUAUGAAUAGUCCCACUGAAAGGGCAGGGACUUACCCAAGUGCUGAGUGCUUUGCUGGAUAGGCCUGAGCAUAUGCUUACAAUUAAGCCUGUGCUUAAGACUUUUGUUGAAUCAGUUUGAAUUGUUCAGGAAGCCACAUCUUUGACAGACUGGCAAAGCAGUCCAGCUGGUUGAACAGUACUAAUUUAAUGACUAUCUUGCAGUUAUUCGUACCUUUUAUCAUCAGGUCCUUGGUUUUCUAAGGCAUCGCUUGCUGAUUCUAGAGUGAAUGAAGUAAAUGAUCUUAAUGAUGUCAAAUGAAUGCUAGCCUUAAUUCUAUAUAAAAUGCAUCUUAAAGGCAGGGUGUGUCUAGAGAAUUUGCUUUCAGUGAAAGCAAUGAAGUAAAUGCUAAAGUGACCAAUGUCAUACUGUUUUGUAGUUUGAAGAGUCAGGAAAAA